UCACCACGCCCCUGGUUUUCAACGCAUCCCUUGCUUACUUGUCGCGAUCUCUCUAUAUAUACACAGUAUAUAUAUAUAUAUAUAGAUAUUAUCAAAAAAAUUUGUUUUCGCUUUCAAGAAUUGUUAUAAUAAAGGGGAAGUAAGUGGAGUUACUGAAGAUGGAAGAGGAAGAGAAAGAGAAGACGCAGAUAUAUCACGAGAGGCAAAAAUUGCAAUUCUGCCUCUUGCACUCACUCAACAAUCUUUUCCAGGAAAAGGACGCAUUCACUCGUGAAUUUUUGAAUGCCACUGCUGAAAGACUCGUUCUCGAUGAUCCAAACAAUGCAACCUGGACACCUUUAUCUGUUAUCUUCAAGCCUCAUCAUAAUGCACUUACAGGGAACUAUGAUAUAAAUGUUCUAAUUGCAGCACUUGAAGGAAAAGGUAAAAGGGUAGUAUGGCAUGAUCGGCGUAAUGGAGGUUCGGGCAUUGAUCUUGAUGGGUCUGAUGAUAAACUAAUGGGUAUUGUGCUGAACAUUCGAGUGAGAAAGUAUGGUGGGAUGUGGAGAAGUAGGCAUUGGGUUGCUUUGAGAAGGAUCGAUGGGGUUUGGUAUAAUUUGGAUAGUGAUUUUACUGGUCCUUAUGCUUUUAAAGAUACAGAAGAAGUUAGGGAGUUCUUGGACUACAUCAUUUCGGGUGGCGCAGAGGUUUUGCUUGUCAUGAAUGAUGAACAGUGAGGUUUCUUUUUUGGGUUGUGGCUGCCUUAGGACUUCUAGAUACGCAUAUUUCCAAGCUAGCAACUGUAUCAUACCAGUUUGAGAAGCAGCUUCAUUACAGAAUUUAGUUUCUUUUGAAUGUUCUCUUUUCAAGGUGAAUGAUGGCGUUCUCUUGGCAAACUAAAAGCGUUGAAUUGGCAAUGUAAAUUAGGAAGACAGGAAAAGUGCUAGUUGUAUACAUAUUUUUGGUUGGUGAUAAUGGAUGCUGAUUUUGAGCUGUCAGUCUGACCUUAUUACAGUUUACUGUGAGUAAAAUUCAUUAAAAAAAUUAGAUGAAAUCUCUCAUGAAUAUGAAUUUGACUUGUAUCUGAAUUGCAUGGUCUUGUAUUUUGUUGAGUGCUUUUAGCUCAUAAGAAUUUAUUUUCUUUUCUUCUUUCUUUUGAA
Cornus florida is the source of this 1139-nucleotide messenger RNA. Its product is annotated as josephin-like protein. Gene Ontology annotation, molecular function: cysteine-type deubiquitinase activity. The record is from RefSeq and is a predicted model, not a curated record. The transcript is spliced from 2 exons. The coding region runs from base 159 to 716 and encodes 185 amino acids. Gene Ontology annotation, biological process: protein deubiquitination. NCBI's taxonomy places the organism in Eukaryota, Viridiplantae, Streptophyta, Magnoliopsida, Cornales, Cornaceae.